GGGUUCAUAUAUAAUUUGGCUUGAUGCGGCCAUAAACCCUUACUCAUAUAUUUUGUGUGACCUUCGUUCCACGAAAAACCCUAGCCCCUCUUCUCCCCCAAGAAAACAACAGCAAUGACAGGUGCAGGUGAAGCAGUAAAUCCAAAAGCAUACCCACUUGCGGAUGCGCAACUCACCAUAACUAUUCUGGAUCUCAUUCAACAAGCUGCCAACUACAAGCAGCUCAAAAAGGGCGCUAAUGAAGCAACCAAAACCCUCAAUAGGGGUAUCUCUGAGUUCGUAGUUAUGGCUGCUGACACGGAGCCCCUUGAAAUCCUACUCCAUCUUCCUUUGCUUGCUGAGGAUAAGAAUGUGCCUUAUGUAUUUGUCCCUUCAAAGCAAGCACUUGGCCGUGCAUGUGGAGUCACAAGGCCUGUCAUUGCCUGUUCGGUGACUAGCAAUGAGGGAAGCCAACUGAAAUCUCAAAUACAACAACUCAAGGUACCUUGCCGUCAAUAUCUUCUGUUUUUCAAAUUUUUUUGUCAAAUUUUACUUACAGUGAUUUUGAUCUGGCAGCUGAAUUUUUUUUUUUUCAUGAAAUGCAGGAUGCCAUUGAGAAGCUCUUGAUCUGAGAAAUAUGGAAUCUCGUUUCGGUGUGAUGGGCCUCUUGGAUCAUAGUAGAAGUAGCAGCUCCUUUAGAGGCUUUGACCUAAUGUAGUUGUUGUGCCACUAGGGAAUUGAGCUCUUUCAUUGUGACAUUUAUCAAAAAUUUUAUCCUCCAUGGUUUUCCUAAUUUAAUAUGAGAGAAUAUUUGGAUAUAUAUUUGCCAAAGUAAGGAUGAAUGAUGCUUUAAACUGA
Molecule: messenger RNA, 837 nt
Organism: Vitis vinifera (wine grape)
Lineage: Eukaryota; Viridiplantae; Streptophyta; Magnoliopsida; Vitales; Vitaceae
Exons: 4
Coding region: 115-606 (163 amino acids)
Biological process (GO): mRNA splicing, via spliceosome; maturation of SSU-rRNA; ribosome biogenesis
Cellular component (GO): nucleolus; small-subunit processome; precatalytic spliceosome
Molecular function (GO): RNA binding
Source: RefSeq, a predicted model, not a curated record